GGAGUCUUGGCCUCGAGGGAAAGCCUUCAAGCGAGCUGAGGGACCGACCGAGGGUGUCCUUUGACCUCCGCGCGGCGGCGUCACGUGGACUGAAGGGGGCGGGGCGAGAAAGCUAGAUCAGUUUCUUCCGGGUCAGUGACAGGCGUCUUCUCCAUGAGGUCUUGAGUCUUCCUACAAUAGUUUCCAGCGUCUGGUGCUUGUGAUUUCGGCGAUGAGCUCCCAGAGAGGGAACGUGGCCCGUUCCAGGCCUCAGAGACAUCAGAAUAUGUUUAGCUUCAAAAAUGACAAGUUUGAUAAGACCGUUCAGACCAAGAAAAUUAAUGCAAAAGUUCAUGAUGGAGUAUGUCAGCGCUGUAAAGAAGUUCUUGAAUGGCGUGUAAAAUACAGCAAAUACAAACCAUUGUCAAAGCCUAAAAAAUGUGUUAAAUGUUUACAAAAGACCGUGAAAGACUCUUAUCACAUAAUGUGUAGACCAUGUGCCUGUGAACUUGAAGUUUGCGCAAAAUGUGGAAAGAAAGAAGACAUUGUUACUCCGUUUAAUAAAGAACCAGAAAAGACAGAAAACAAUGAAAAUAAUCCACAUUCCAAUUGUAGAAGAAGAUGCAGAAGAAAUAAAGAAGAAAUUGAUUAUUUAGAUUUUAAUAUUGAUUUAGAUGACUCAGAAGAAGAUGACAAUCAAAUAGAUUAAUGUAUUAAAAAUCAGUGUGAAAACAUGAAA
Molecule: messenger RNA, 718 nt
Organism: Pipistrellus kuhlii (Kuhl's pipistrelle)
Lineage: Eukaryota; Metazoa; Chordata; Mammalia; Chiroptera; Vespertilionidae
Gene: CUNH9orf85
Product: chromosome unknown C9orf85 homolog
Exons: 4
Coding region: 212-688 (158 amino acids)
Source: RefSeq, a predicted model, not a curated record